Schistosoma rodhaini is the source of this 1245-nucleotide messenger RNA. NCBI's taxonomy places the organism in Eukaryota, Metazoa, Platyhelminthes, Trematoda, Strigeidida, Schistosomatidae. The record is from the annotation of a GenBank genome assembly.
AUGUUAACACAAUCACCUGUUCAAGAAACUUCAUUAAAUUAUCAACAUAUAAAUUCAACAACAAAACGACAACUUUCAUCAUUUCCUACUACAAAUCAACAAUCUUUAUCAACAACACAUCAAGGAAUUACUACAGCAUCAUCUAAUUUAAUAGAUAUACAACAACAACAAAAUCAAUCUAUCCCAUCUAAAGAUCAUCCAUUAAAUGAUGCAGAGAUUACAUUGAAUAAAAUUAAAUCACCUUCUGGUAUUCCUCGACUAUUCUCUUUGAAUGAUUCGAUUACUAACAGAUUGAAUAAUAAUAAUAAUAAUGGUAGUAAAAGUAAUAACAAUAAUAAUUCAUCUCCAACUAAUUCACCAACCAAUUCAUCCAAUGGUAAUGCUUGUAACACUAAUAAUAAUACAAUCAAUUAUACAACUACUAAUACUAAUAAUAAUCAUAAUCAUAAUUCAAUGUAUUCAAACAAUAUCUCAACAAAUCAUUCAAUAUUACAAUCCAAUUCAUCUUAUACACAAAAAUAUCAAUCAACAUUUAACAAUACAUUAUCAUCACCAAAUGGUGGUUCUGGUAGUCAACGUGUUAGUCGACCACGUACGAUUAAUACAACACAACCAGUGAAUAGACAAGAUCGAACAAUGUCUGAAUAUCCUCAUAAGUCAGUUGAUACAGAGUCGGAUACAUCAAGUGUAUUCUCUAGCAGUGGCCCACCAAGACCAAUCUCUUCAAAAAUCGGAUCACUUCAAAAUGCAAAACAUAAACCAGGAGGGGGAAAUGUACAAAUUUUCAAUGAAAAAGUAACCGUGAAUACAGUUACUGGGAAAUGUAAUUCAUUAGCUAAUGUCAAACAUAAACCAGGUGGGGGAAAUCUACAAAUUAUUGAUCAGAAACUUGAUUUUUCAUCUAAUACACAAUCGAAAGUUCGAUCUUUUCAAAACAUUAAACAUGUUCCUGGUGGAGGUGAUAAAAAGAUAUCUAUUGAAAAAUUAGAUUUCAAAGAGAAAGCUUCACCAAAAGUUGGAUCACUUGCUAAUGUGAAACAUAAUCCAUCGGGUGGUGAUGUAAAAAUUUUCAAUGAACAUCUUCCUUGGUUAAAAUAUAAUAAACCAAAUUUACCAGAUUCAGAAAAAGAUCGAAUUAAUAAACGAUCUAAUAAUAAUAAUAAUAAUCAUAGCAGUAAUAGUAGUACAAAUAUGAAUGAUCCAAUGAAUACAUCCAUGAUAUCAAGCAGUACAACAGGACAUUAA